UAGUACCUCUGGACCGCACAUCUUUAAAACUGUGGAUUUGUUUGUUUGAUAAUAAAUGGACGGUGUGCCCUGCCUUCGUGUGUCGCAGUGCCAUGCUCAGCAGUUCAGGAAAUGUCUACAGUCCCAAGGUGCUCUGGACCAAAGUUUGUGCUUAUUGAAAGAGUCGGAUGGGACUGUCCUUCUGCCCAUCUUACAAUCUUGUUUAUCACAACUUGAUCUUCGGUUUCUCAGAGCCAUGGUGGACUCAGAGAGUACCUGUGAAGUAGUUUGGAGUCAGGCUUCAAUUCAGUCAAAGAAGGAGAGAAGGACGAGUGGUAAUAAACUAGCGAAAAUCCUUGAGCAGCUGUUGGAGUCUAAUGGAGAAACGUGGACGGAGGAGCUGAGGGGGGAUAUUCCUCACAACUUCCAGCAGCAUGAAGACUUAGUCCUGCUGGGAGACAACUGUUUCUGCCUGCCAAUGUGGAAGAAAAUAGAUAAACAACUAUGGAACGCAGUAGCCAAAGGUCUGGGGGCUAAACGCCUGGCAAGAAUGAGUCGAAUAUCCAGGGACGGAUUUAGGUCUCCUGUAGUGACGAUGCUGUUAGGAGAGGACAGCUGGGUCAAACAUGUGGACAAUGGGAUUAGGUACGAGUUUGAUGUGACUAAAUGCAUGUUCUCAUCUGGAAACGUAACAGAGAAGCUGCGGAUAGCUGGAUUUGACUGCAGAGGAGAGACUGUGGUUGAUUUAUUUGCAGGUAUUGGAUACUUCACUCUCCCAUAUCUGGUACACGCGGGAGCCGCACAAGUUCACGCCUGCGAGUGGAACCUAGACGCAGUCGAAGCUCUACGGAAAAACCUUGUGGCCAACGGGGUGUUUGACCGCUGCACAAUUCACCAAGGAGAUAAUCGAAAACUCCAGCUGUGUGAUGUUGCUGACCGGGUGAAUCUGGGCCUCAUACCAAGCUCUGAGGGCGGCUGGCCCAUCGCCUGUCGCCUGCUAAAGAAAACAACUGGUGGCAUUUUACACAUUCACCAAAACGUUACCUCACCAUUACCGAACACUGCACCCAUUCCAGCCAUCGAUGAUGCCACCCAGAGGGUUUCUGGGAAGAAAGCAGACAGAGAGGUGUGGCAGGCCUGGGCUGAUGACACAGCAAAAAGCAUCACCUCAAUGUUAAAGGACCUCACUGGUGCAUCGUGGAUAACAAACAUCCAGCACAUUGAGCAUGUUAAGUCAUAUGCACCUCAUAUUCACCACAUUGUCCUGGACUUGGAGUGCAGACCAUCCUGAACUUGAUUAAUAAAUACAGAAACUGAGCCGACAAUGUGGC
Scomber scombrus (Atlantic mackerel) is the source of this 1310-nucleotide messenger RNA. It is a transcript of the gene tyw2, whose product is annotated as tRNA methyltransferase 12 homolog. Bases 56 to 1270 code for a protein of 404 amino acids. NCBI's taxonomy places the organism in Eukaryota, Metazoa, Chordata, Actinopteri, Scombriformes, Scombridae. The transcript is spliced from 7 exons. Gene Ontology annotation, cellular component: cytoplasm. The record is from RefSeq and is a predicted model, not a curated record. Gene Ontology annotation, biological process: tRNA methylation. Gene Ontology annotation, molecular function: tRNA methyltransferase activity.